AUGGCGUCUCUCUGUGUUCAGCCAGUCACGCUAAAUGAUAUACCAACUCUGACUCAGCUUUGGUACAGGGCCUUCAGCAUCCCAAUCAACUUGCGCAUGUUCCCCAAUACCCCAGGAGUUCGAGUCUGGUGGGAUGAGACCAACCGCCGCGACCUUCUCCACAAUCCGCUUCGAAAGUUAUUCAAAGUCGUUGACCCUGCGAGGCCUGAGUUUGUGAUUGCUUACGCAAAAUGGGAUCUGGACCCGUCGGAAAGUGGCGAGCGAUUUCUGCCCUGGCAUGAGGAGUCUGAUCGCGAGACAUGCGAACGCCUGUUCGAUGGCUUAGAUGAAGAACGGCGGCACUUUCUCGGGGAUCGUAAACAUUAUUAUUUGGAUACGUUGUUAACGCACCCGGAGUAUCGUCGCCAGGGUGCUGCGUCGUUGUUGAUACAGUGGGGAUGCGAUCUUGCAGAUCAGAAUGGAGUAGCGGCAUAUUUGGAUGCUCAUGUGGAUGCUGCGCCCUUGUAUCGGAAAUUUGGAUUCAAAGAUCGCGAUGAUAUAGGAGUUACUUCUGACGGGGCGCUUCCAAUGAUCAGAGAGCCUCAGAAAAGAGAUUAA
Penicillium daleae is the source of this 597-nucleotide messenger RNA. RefSeq names its product GNAT family N-acetyltransferase. Bases 1 to 597 code for a protein of 198 amino acids. Gene Ontology annotation, molecular function: acyltransferase activity, transferring groups other than amino-acyl groups. The transcript is spliced from 2 exons. The record is from RefSeq and is a predicted model, not a curated record. Lineage: Eukaryota; Fungi; Ascomycota; Eurotiomycetes; Eurotiales; Aspergillaceae.